GCGCGAUGGCAGACCAAGACGCCGCCGCCGCAGUCGCACCGGCCGCGGCCGGAACAUGCAGUCGACCGAUGCGCACGUCGUAUCAAGCAGAGAACGAAUCCGAGGACGAGUCGUCGACCUCGACGAUGCAGGCGUGCUACUACUCAAAGUACGGAAAACCAUCCGUUGUUCAAAUCGGCAGCCUCCCACGAGCCACCCUCGUUGCCCCCGACGACAUCCUAGUCCGCGUCCACGCCGCCUCUAUCAACCCAAUUGACUACAAGCGCCGAGAAGGGGCGUAUAAACUCAUCCUCGAGUCCAAGUGGCCCAACAUUGUCGGGUAUGACAUGGCUGGGGUCGUUGUCCUCUGCGGCACAAACGUCAAGAACUUUCACAUCGGCGACGAAGUGUACGCAUGCGCUCCACACGACAGAACAGGGACGCUGGCCGAGUUUGCUGCUGUCCCCGAGCGAGCAGCUGCUCUAAAGCCAAAGAACUUGAGCUUCAUCCAGGCCGCCGCCGUACCGAUCUCUGCGCUCGUGGCGAUGCAAACCCUUCGUCGUCUCAAUGUGCAGGAAGGGCAGAAGCUCCUCCUCACUGGCGGCUCUGGUGGCGUCGGCACAUUUGCCUUGCAGCUGGCAAAGAACGUAUUUAAGGCAGGACGAAUUGCAACGACUGCCCUGCAGCAAAAGGAGCACAUUUUGACACGAUUGGGGGCGGACGUCAUCGUCGACUACUCGGACAGCCACUUUGAGAAGGAAUUGAAAGACUACGACUGCGCCAUGGACUGCACGAGCGAGGCGAAGAAGUGCGUCGAGUGUGUCAAGAGCGGCGGGAUCGUCGCGUCAAUCGCAGACACGCCGCCUCCCGAAGCCAUGGGCGACCUACAAGACGAACUGAACGGCCGGCCACCAUCGUGCUGCCUUGGCAUUGUGCUCGGGUGCCUCAGCUACUCUAUGAAGUCAAGAGCUCGCGCACGGUCGGUCCAGUACACAUAUGUGCUCGUGUCCCCGGACGGCGCGAUGCUGGCGGAAAUCGCCGCGCAUUGUGAAAGCGGUGUGCUUCGACCAGUCAUCGACAAAGUGUUUCCGUUCGCGCAGGCGUUGGAAGCGAUGGAGUUGCUCGAGAGCGGCCACGUCACGGGCAAAAUUGUGAUUGAGAUGCCGGCCAACGCCAGCGGCCAUCACCCCGAAUCGGAAUAACAACUUUCCUGAAAAUUUAUAUACUGUCUGAAAGGAUAGUCGAAUGGCAUUGUAUUCAAGAGGUAAAUGCCCGUCAACUGCAACGAAG
Aphanomyces invadans is the source of this 1269-nucleotide messenger RNA. RefSeq lists its product as hypothetical. The transcript has 8 exons. The coding region runs from base 6 to 1181 and encodes 391 amino acids. Lineage: Eukaryota; Oomycota; Saprolegniomycetes; Saprolegniales; Verrucalvaceae. The record is from RefSeq and is a predicted model, not a curated record. Gene Ontology annotation, molecular function: zinc ion binding; oxidoreductase activity, acting on the CH-CH group of donors, NAD or NADP as acceptor.